Euleptes europaea (tarantolino) is the source of this 1070-nucleotide messenger RNA. It is a transcript of the gene SH3YL1, whose product is annotated as SH3 and SYLF domain containing 1. Lineage: Eukaryota; Metazoa; Chordata; Lepidosauria; Squamata; Sphaerodactylidae. Gene Ontology annotation, cellular component: ruffle membrane. The coding region runs from base 1 to 1017 and encodes 338 amino acids. The record is from RefSeq and is a predicted model, not a curated record. Gene Ontology annotation, molecular function: protein binding; phosphatidylinositol binding. The transcript has 10 exons.
AUGUGGGUGAAUAACCCUAUACCUUCCAAUUUGAAAUCAGAAGCAAAAAAAGGAGCUAAGAUCUUAAGAGAAUUUACAGAAAUAACAUCCAGGAAUGGACCUGACAAGAUCAUACCUGCUCAUGUGAUUGCAAAAGCAAAAGGCCUCACAAUUUUGUCGGUUAUCAAGGCUGGAUUUUUGGUAACAGCUCGAGGAGGCAGUGGGAUUGUAUUGGCUCGUCUGCCUAAUGGAAGCUGGUCUGCUCCUUCUGCAAUAGGGAUAGCUGGCCUUGGUGGUGGAUUUGAAAUUGGAAUCGAGGUAUCAGACCUUGUAAUAAUACUGAACCAUGAAAGAGCUGUUGAAGCAUUUGCAAAAGGUGGCAAUCUUACUCUGGGAGGAAACUUUACGGUGGCAGUCGGGCCUUUGGGGAGGAAUCUAGAAGGUGACGUAGCCUUGAGAAGUUCUGCUGCUGUCUUUACAUACUGCAGAUCUCGAGGGUUAUUUGCAGGUGUGUCUUUGGAAGGAAGCUGUUUAAUUGAGAGGAAGGAAACAAACAGCAAAUUCUAUGGUUCGGGCGUUCGUGCAAGUGCCAUUCUGUUCGGUGAUCUGCCUCCUCCUGUUCAGGCACAAGACCUUUAUGAUGUUCUGGAGUCUUUUACUCUACAAUAUGAAACUCAGAAGGGGAGAAACCAUGGAUGGACACCAGCAGUAAAGGAACCGAGAAAGACUAAUGAGCACUCCUCAAGGCCACAUUCACACAGGACUUCUGAAAACUCCACACCAGAAGCUGUGAGAACACCAAACAGACUUUAUCCUGAACUUCCCAGUUACUCUGCCACAGUGGGAAACUCUUGUGCCAGUCCUAUGAUGGUGAAAGCAAUAUAUCCAUUUGAAGGGCAACUGCCAGGGGACUUGACUUUCAAAGCUGGAGACCAAAUCAAGAUCACAACGAAAACAGAUUCACAGUUUGAUUGGUGGGAAGGAUAUUUCCAAGGCAGGACUGGCAUUUUCCCUGCCAAUUAUGUCACAAUGAACUAAAGAUAAAGCAAUAUUAAAUGGUGUUAUCAUUUAAUCGACAUACUUCUGAAAUA